UCAUGAACGGGUAUAAUGAGGAAGCAUAUAAAUUCUGAUAGAGACUGUCAACAACACUUACGCCUUUUCUUAUAUAUUGACAAAGCACGAAGAGCAACAUUCCUACAAGGCCAAGAGGGCAGUGAAGAAAUGAGAUCAACGGAGGGUAAGUCCAGAAUUUUCUUUCUACUCUUUCUGGUAGCCCUGAUAGCAAAACAGGCCUCUGCAGCUCAGCAUGUGGUUGGAGGUAGCCAAGGUUGGGAUGAAUCUGUGGACCUUAACUCAUGGGCUUCAGGCCAAACUUUCAAGGUUGGAGACCAACUUGUUUUCAAGUACUCUUCAGGGCUACACAGCGUAGUUGAGCUUGGAAGCGAGACUGCCUACAAGAACUGCGACCUGGGAACAGCAUUGGACUCCAAAAACACUGGCGAUGACGUUGUGAAAUUGAGCAAGAUUGGCACUCGUUACUUUGCUUGUGGAACAUUAGGCCACUGUGACCAGGGCAUGAAGAUGAAAAUCACAACAGUUGCUGGCAAUGCACCUUCUACUCCAGCUUCGGCUUCAACAACUUCCGGGGCUUCUGUUGUUCAAUCUUUUGCCACCUUUCUUCUGCUUCCUGCAUUGUCAGGAAUCAGUUUGCUUUAUCUGCUUUAAAAGUUGAAGCUAGGGCUAAUUUUACAACCCUGGAGUAAUCAUUUUGUUUGGGACUUUAAA
Molecule: messenger RNA, 693 nt
Organism: Theobroma umbraticum
Lineage: Eukaryota; Viridiplantae; Streptophyta; Magnoliopsida; Malvales; Malvaceae
Product: Cupredoxin superfamily protein
Cellular component (GO): plasma membrane
Molecular function (GO): electron transfer activity
Source: RefSeq, a predicted model, not a curated record